GACUCGUUGGGGGCGCGUUGGGCCGCCGUGCGGCGCGGCCGGUUGCGCUGAGAGCCGCGCGGCUUCGACUUCAGCCAUCAGUGGAGUCCGGAGGCCGCCGCGGUCCGCACGACAGUGACCAGAGUGGCGAGUCCAGUGAGCGAGCCGGGCGGCGGCGGGCGUGCCCGAGAGCGUCUGUGAUAAACUCUGUGAGUGGGCCGCGGAGGCCGCAGCAUCGGCAUCGGAGCGUGCACGUGCAGUGGUAGCGGCUGGUGCUGUGUCGGGUGGUGACUGGUGCCGACCCGGGAGAUCAGUGAUUGGUGACGACCAUGGGUGCCCAGGCGUCUCACGAGCCCCUGGAGCAGAGUGUGGCACGGGACCAGACGUACCCGACCCACCACGUUAUCCAGCCGGAGGUACCGCCUGGAUCCUUCACACGACGGCUCUCCAUCAGAAAAUCGCGCAAAAAACGCAAGGCAGAGCGCCUUGACGCGCCCGGCGGCUCUGGCGGCGGAGGCGGCGGCUCGGGAUCAGGUGCAGCUGAGUCCGAAGAACAGCGACAGCACCGCAGAAUGGACCGGCUGCGGCGAUCGCUGCGCGACAGUUUCCGGCGCAAGAAGGAGCCGCGGAGCUCCGAGUCGUCGCGGCCACACCAGUGGCAGGCAGACGAGGCGGCAGUGCGCGCCGGCACCUGCUCCUUCCACGUCAAGUACCUGGGCUGCGUGCAGGUGUACGAGUCACGUGGCAUGCAGGUCUGCGAGGAUGCCCUCAAGCUGGUCCGGUCGCAGCGGCGGCGUCCUCUCCGCGGCAUUCUGUAUGUCUCCGGAGACGGCCUGCGUGUGGUCGAUGAUGAGACCAAGGACCUGAUCGUGGACCAGACGAUCGAGAAGGUGUCGUUCUGCGCGCCGGACAGGAACCACGAGCGUGGCUUCAGCUACAUCUGCCGUGACGGCACCACCAGGCGCUGGAUGUGCCACACGUUCCUGGCCAUCAGAGAAUCGGUGAGAGCGAUACUUCAUCAGCCUUCCUGCUUCUUCGUCCUGCUGUCGGGUUCCUCUGGUUUCUCUCUGUCUCCGAAUUCUGACCAGUAGGGCUGGCAAAGUGUA
Molecule: messenger RNA, 1085 nt
Organism: Amphibalanus amphitrite
Lineage: Eukaryota; Metazoa; Arthropoda; Thecostraca; Balanomorpha; Balanidae
Product: protein numb-like
Exons: 7
Coding region: 309-1070 (253 amino acids)
Source: RefSeq, a predicted model, not a curated record